AUGGAAUGCGAAGGAACGAGACGUAUUGCGCUAGAACGCAGCGGAGACGCCCACGGGCGGGCGGCCAAUGGCGGCGGAGCGCGGCCGCCAUUGGCCGUCGUUUGCCGCCGAAACGCGGAAAAAACGCGCCAAACGAAAAACAAUGGCACACCGCUGCCAAUGUCACCGCGAUACGAGUACACGGGCGAUCGCGUGGUAUGGGAGGAAACCAGUCUCCAGGGUGGUCUUGAGGUCGUGCUUAAGGUGCUCUAUCAGCAAUCAACAACUUCCACGCACAGCACAGUGCCGCUUUCCCACGCGACUGUCCAGCCCAUCUUACAACUUUGA
This is a messenger RNA of Leptosia nina, 327 nucleotides long. The record is from the annotation of a GenBank genome assembly. NCBI's taxonomy places the organism in Eukaryota, Metazoa, Arthropoda, Insecta, Lepidoptera, Pieridae.